Molecule: messenger RNA, 763 nt
Organism: Vitis vinifera (wine grape)
Lineage: Eukaryota; Viridiplantae; Streptophyta; Magnoliopsida; Vitales; Vitaceae
Product: PAMP-induced secreted peptide 2
Exons: 1
Coding region: 220-504 (94 amino acids)
Biological process (GO): innate immune response; regulation of developmental process
Source: RefSeq, a predicted model, not a curated record
CUUCCCUUUAUUUUCUUUGCUCGUGCCUACCUUUCCAGAAGUGAAGAAACUCCCUUGUAGGUUCCUGCACAUUAGGCCAUUGCUAUUAUCCUCACGCUCCUUUGAAUGGCAGUCAAAACAAAACUCUAUAUAAAUUGGACACCCACUUCACCCUUUUGCAUAUCCAUCAAACAAUACAUUCUCUAAUUCUCUGCAGAUACAUACCAAUAUCAGGUAGAUAUGGCUAGAGCACUCAAAUUUGUGAGCUUCCUCUUCCUUGUUCUGGUGUUGAACUCCAUUGCCAUCCAUGGCCGCCCCUUUAAUGUGUUGAAGAAGCCGCGAGGCCCUGAUGGUGAGGAGAUGAGGGGAUUCUUUGAUGGGUUGUCUCUUGGAGCCAUCAAGCAAUCAGGACCAAGCCCUGGUAAUGGACACAAAUUCACCAACGCUGGAACACUUGGAGGAAUCAAGGACUCGGGUCCCAGCCCUGGUGAGGGACACAAGUAUGUCGACGGCAUGCCCCACUGAGAUCUAUCUAUACUGCUAUAUAUACUUGAUUAGCAGCCCUGACAUGGAUUCUUUUGUUGGGGUUCAUUUAUUUAUUCUGAGAUUGUGCAUGUGGGUGGGGUUCAGUACUUGGGUUAUGAUUGGUAUUUACUUUUUCAGUUCGUAAUUUUUUGUUCUUUUCAUUGAUUUCCCUUGGUGUUACAAAAGGAAAUGUAAUAGAACUUUCAUUAUUUCAUAUGAUUAUUCAAUAAAAUAAGUUAAUAAUUUAUUAUUUAUUAUU